AUGCAAGCAACGCAAAAAGGCCCCAAGGCCUGCACUACCUGUGCCAAAGCCAAGGCUAGAUGCAUCCCCAGAUCCGAUGGUGGGGAGAAAUGCGAGAGAUGCCAUCGGCUCAAAAAGGAUUGCUUUUCCCGUCCGCCUGCCCCGCCGCGGGUCAAGAAGCGACCCAAGCGGUCGAGAGUCGCUGAGCUCGAGAAGAGGCUCAAUGAGUUGUCUUCUCAGUUUGAGGGCGCUCAACCAAGCUCUGCUCGCAGCGUCUCGGCCGCGUCGCCACCUCAGCAUGCGACCAAGGUUCCCGAGAAGCCUGACAUGUACUCCUUUGAGCACCUGUUCCCGUCCCCUAGCCCUACCGGAGACGAUGGCCACGAGGCCUCGGCAUGGAGCCCCGAAGUCAUGAAGGAGUUUGAUUCGCCUUGGCCACUGCCUACGGAGAGUGAGAUGCUCCUCAUGGUGUAUCGUGAGAUGUUUGCCGAUUAUUUCCCUUUCGUUCUCAUCCCUCGAGAGCUGUCGUCUGCGGAUCUCCGCCUGCAGCGACCGUUCUUGUGGAAGGCUGUCAUGGUGAGCGCUUGCAUCUUCGAUUCGACCAGACAGGUGAAGCUCGGGGAGGAACUUUUGGCGGAUAUUGGCAAGGCUUCUAUUGUGGAUGGAACGAGGAGCCUGGAUAUGUUGCAGGCAGUGGAGCUAUUGAUUGGAUGGUGGUACUUUGCUUUGAAGAGCUCCCAGGUUACGAAUUUGCUAUUUCUGGCGAGAUCCAUGUGUGUCAACUUGAGCGCCAUGUCCUAUGGCUCGCAAGGGGAGGAUGCCAAGUAUGGUCCUUUGGAUCACCUUCGAGCAUAUGCUGGCACUUACUACCUCAAUACUAUUGUCUUCACUACGAACAAGAAAACCGACGUGUUCAUGAGCACCACACAACUCGACCAUUGCUGCAAGGUUAUCGAAGGCACCAUGGAAUACCCUUCUGACGAAUAUCUCGUUAAGCUGGUCAAGAUUCAACAGCUCGCGCAGACUAUUUCAGUCACCAUGUCUGCUGAUGGCAUGGCACCCAUGUCUUUGCCGCUUGUCAUGGUGGUGCAGUCAUUUCAAGACCAGUUGGAUACUUUCAAAGCUUCGCUUUCCCCGAGGCUCGCACAGAACCCUACACUUCUCUGCCACAUUUCUGUUGCCGAAAUCCUCCUGAAAGACAUCGCCAUUUCCGACCAGCGCUGCAGCCCUGAUAACAUGCAAGUUUCCGAUCGCCUCCAGCUCCUCUGGUCCUGCGUCAAGUCCCUCAGCGACUUUUUCGAAGUCCGUUUUGCUGAGCCCGAAGUUGAGAAGCCGCGCUUCCUGUGCAUCAUUGCGUCUGAUUUGGCGUAUACUCUCAUCACCGGUAUCAAGCUUCUGACCUUGCAACUGCCUGGCUGGGACGUGGCAAGCAUCACCAAGGAGCUGGACAUGGUGGCCAUUUUUGGAAAGCAAAUCGACCAUCUGAUGGAGGUCAUCGCCAAGCGACGAAGCGGUCUCCUCUCUCCAGACCGAUGCGGUAUCGAAGAUCCCCUGGAACGCCUUGUACGAUUGAUGAGAACGGCGCAAGAGCUCGUGAGCAUGCACGUAAGCGGCGGGUCACCUCUGCAGAUGGUCGAUGACAUGAGCACCGUUGCCUGGCGCGAGAUUAUGAAUGACGCGCCUUGGGGGAUCGACGAAAGCCAGGGACUCAUUGACCUGGCUUCAUGA
Molecule: messenger RNA, 1707 nt
Organism: Pochonia chlamydosporia 170
Lineage: Eukaryota; Fungi; Ascomycota; Sordariomycetes; Hypocreales; Clavicipitaceae
Product: tRNA processing endoribonuclease Trz1
Exons: 5
Coding region: 1-1707 (568 amino acids)
Biological process (GO): regulation of DNA-templated transcription
Cellular component (GO): nucleus
Molecular function (GO): zinc ion binding; DNA-binding transcription factor activity, RNA polymerase II-specific; transcription cis-regulatory region binding
Source: RefSeq, a predicted model, not a curated record